Messenger RNA from Ipomoea triloba (trilobed morning glory), 941 nucleotides. Its product is annotated as nudix hydrolase 18, mitochondrial-like. NCBI's taxonomy places the organism in Eukaryota, Viridiplantae, Streptophyta, Magnoliopsida, Solanales, Convolvulaceae. Bases 217 to 840 code for a protein of 207 amino acids. Gene Ontology annotation, cellular component: cytoplasm; nucleus. The transcript has 5 exons. Gene Ontology annotation, molecular function: pyrophosphatase activity. The record is from RefSeq and is a predicted model, not a curated record.
CCUGACAACCUUACAAACUGGAGCCAUGAACGGUUUCCUCGAUAGACCUUUGCUGUCCUUUUGUUUCUGCUUCACGGAGAUCAACAUUUGACUCGUUCUUUUCCUGUCCAGCUUUUUCUUGUAGGCCCCUUUUUCUCCUUUUCGGUUUAUUUGUGUUCUCCAUCAUCUCCAAUUCUCCAAUCCAAUUCUCCCCUUCAGUUUUUGUAAUCUCCGACGAUGCAAACGGAACUCAAAACCGCCGUCUCUCUCGCCGCACGCACCGGCCGGCAUUUGCAGCGUUACGAUAAUGGCCGCCGUCAAGUCGUCGGAUGUGUCCCCUAUAGAUACAAGGAUAGUGGUGAGACAUCAUCCUUGAUGGCUGAGGAUGCAUUUGAAGUUCUUGUCAUUAGUCCUCAGAGAAUAAGCAAAGGGAUGCUGUUUCCUAAGGGAGGAUGGGAAACGGAUGAAACAAUCGAAGCUGCAGCCCUGCGAGAGACAGUUGAGGAAGCCGGAGUGUUGGGUGAGAUUGAGUGUAAACUAGGAACAUGGAGUUUUGAGACCAAGAAUGGCAAAAACUCAUGUGAAGGUCACAUGUUUCCACUCCUUGUGAAAGAGCAGCUAGAUUCCUGGCCAGAGAAGGAAAUUCGCCAAAGACAUUGGAUGAGUGUAAGGGAAGCGAGGAAAGUUUGCAAGCAAUGGUGGAUGAAGGAGGCGUUGGAAGCGUUGGUAGGGCACGUAACGAAGCAGAGGAAUGCUGGGAUAUUGUCGGCCAUGGGGCUUAGCCAAGGCACCCUUUUCUCGAUUAGAUGUGGAGCUCAAAUUGUUCCUCCCCCAACCAUGGCUUCUGCAGAGGAAGCAUAGGCUAAGGGAAACCAUUUGAAUUGGUGGGUGUGAUAUAUAGCAAAGCAAUAAGAGUUAUGAAGGUAUGACAGACAGACAGACAGACUCAAAUUUGAAGAAAA